UAUAAGAGGCAAUUUCUUUAUAUUUUUUUACUGUAUGACUCCUCAUUGCCCUUAAGCUGUAUCAUUAAACACUCCAUUGGGAGAUUUUUCUCCAACUGAGGCUUAGGGGAACUAGAAUGAACAUAGAGGAAUGAAUCAAGCCCAGUUCUCCUUAGUCAUCUUCAGUUUGGGAUCCAGUUUCAGUUUCAGGGCAAGACAGACACAAAUGUGCUUCUUGGUUUCCUACUUAGAUAAUAGGAUGCUUACCCUUUAAGUCAGGUUCAUAAGCUUCUUCAGAAGGUGAAUGAGGGCUGUCAAUCAUCGUGCAUCUUCCCAGGAACACUACGUGAAUUACCAUCGCACCUUCAUUUUUAAUGUUCUCUCAUGCCUUGAAGAUAGUACAGUGCACUGAAAAUCUUGGAAGUUUGUGACUCAAAUCUUCAUCGUAGUUCAAUGCCAAGCACUAAAUAUCUUGGGAUAAAUUACUUCCCAGGACCAGACAGCAAUUUUAUCAUUGAGAGCACCAGAGUAGACAGUUUCUAUGAUUCUUUUCCAUUUUGAUAUUCUAAGGACAAAUUACUAUUGAAGAAAAUUAUCUUCAGUUGUUGAUUCAAGUCUUCAAAAUCACCAAAUGAUCUGAUUUUGAGGUUAGGUUAUGAGAGUUAGUCCUUGAUUCUUCUAUGUGUUGGGCUGUUCAAAGAACGGAAAAUUGGUUUGGCUUGAGAUAUCUUGUUUCCUUAUGGAUUGGGAUUCUUCAUGUUGAGAGAUCCAAUGAGAACUUUGGGUCAUCAUCUCUUCCCUCUCUCUUUAUUUUGGAAUCUGGAAUAGAACUCAAGACCUUGUGCUUGCUAGGCAGGCACUUGUGCCGCUGAGUUAUACCCCCAGCCCUCAUCUUCUCUUUUCAAUGUGUAGUCAACUGUAAGAUGGUGAUGUAGACUCCUCACUGACAUCUCACUCAAUCUUCCAGGUUGUCCUUUCACUAAUUUCUUUCAUUAUUCCUUCAUCCCUGCGUCAUGGUCCCUUUAAGGGAGCAGCCAUAGUUGGUUGAGUAGUGGGGAGCAGCUGCUGGCAGCAAAGAGACUUGCAGGAUUUGGCCUACCCUGGUCUACUCACCGCGCACGCUCAGGGCCAGGGGCUUGGUGGGAAAGGGGGGCGGGACUUGUGGUGCGCCUGCGCACUAGGGGCGCGCGCAAGGGGCUCGUUUGGUGAUCCCUUUAAGAAACCGCAGGCGGAGGAAUUUCUGAGAGAAAAUAAUCCUACUCACGGGGCCCCUUGGAGGCCAUUAACCCCCGGAGUCCCGGCGCCCCUCUCCCGGGCAGGCCUUACCACCCACGCGCACACCCGUGGGACCCUUGCAGCUGCGACUAGGCGCGCGGCAUCCGCCCCCUCAUCACUCGCGCGCCGGGCCCGGCCGGGUCGGGCAAGCUGCGGCGAGGCGGCCGUGUCUGCAGUGUGGGCGGGGGCCGGGGGCCCUAGAGGUGCCGCCGCCACAGUGCCGGGAGCCGCAGCGGUUCCGAGCGGGGCCCAACAUGGCGGAGAGAGAGGUGGAGUCCGGCCCCCGAAAGAGGUUUGAACAGAAAAGUGGUGCAGUUUUUGAUGAAAUUGUAGAGAACUGUGGUGGUAUCAUGGAUACAGAAAUGUCUGAAGAUAUAGACCACAACCUAACUCCUACCCUUGACAGCAUGUCUUAUGGAAUGCCGAAUCAAACAGGAUCUGAAAAUUCAUUGCUGGAUGAAGAUGAUUAUUUUUUGAACUCUGGGGAUCUUGCAGGAAUUCCUGUCGUUGGUAGUGACAAUGAGGAUGAACAGGAUUUUAGUUCAAAAGAGAAUCUUGUUUCUUCAAUUCACACUGAUGAUAGCUUGGAAGUAGAGAGAAGAGUCACACAGCAUGAAUCAGACAAUGAAACUGAAAUACAAAUUCAAAAUAAAUUAAAAAAAGACUUUCCUAAACAAUUUGAUCAGGUUUCUGUCUUUAAAUCGAUACGGAAAGAUUUUAGUCUAGUAAGAGAAAACAGCAAAGAGACAUUUUCUGGAAAGGAGAAAAAUAGAGACCUAACUUAUCAUGAACGUGAAAAACGGUUGGAUAAACCCCAUAAAGAUUUGGAUUCAAGGUUGAAAAGCAGUUUUUUUGAUAAAGCAGCUAAUCAAGUUGAAGAAACAUUACAUACCCAUUUACCACAAACCCCAGAAACAAACUUUAGGGAUUCCAGCUACCCAUUUGCCAAUAAAGAAUCCAUUGGUUCGGAACUGGGGAAUUCCUUUGCAUCAAAUAUUAGAAUUAAAGAAGAACCUUUGGAUGAUGAGUAUGACAAAGCAAUGGCACCACAGCAGGGACUACUAGACAAAAUUAAAGAUGAACCUGAAAAUGCUCAAGAGUAUAGUCAUGGCCAACAGCAAAAAGCUCAAGAGGGGGAACUGAAAAUUAGUGCUGUGUUUUCCGUCAGUGGCAGUCCUCUUGCUCCACAGUUGACUACUGGCUUUCAGCCUUCACUGGCAUCAUCUGGCAUGAAUAAAAUGCUUCCUUCAGUUCCAGCCACAGCUGUUCGAGUUUCCUGUUCUGGUUGUAAAAAAAUCCUCCAGAAAGGGCAAACUGCUUAUCAGAGGAAAGGGUCUACUCAGCUUUUCUGCUCUACGCUGUGCCUAACUGGAUAUACAGUUCCACCUGCCCGCCCACCACCUCCUCUCACCAAGAAAACUUGUUCAAGUUGCUCAAAGGAUAUUUUGAAUCCAAAGGAUGUAAUAAGUGCCCAGUUUGAAAAUACUACCACCAGUAAAGAUUUUUGCAGUCAAUCAUGUUUGUCAACAUACGAACUGAAAAAAAAACCUAUUGUUACCAUAAAUACAAAUAGCAUUUCAACUAAAUGCAGCAUGUGUCAGAAGAAUGCUGUUAUUCGACAUGAAGUUAAUUACCAGAAUGUGGUACAUAAACUUUGUAGUGAUGCCUGCUUCUCCAAGUUUCGUUCUGCUAACAACCUCACUAUGAACUGUUGUGAGAACUGUGGGGGUUACUGUUACAGUGGCUCUGGACAAUGCCACAUGCUUCAGAUAGAGGGACAGUCUAAAAAGUUUUGUAGUUCAACAUGUAUUACAGCAUACAAACAGAAAUCAGCCAAGAUUACACCAUGUGCACUUUGUAAAUCAUUGAGAUCCUCAGCAGAAAUGAUUGAAAAUAACAGUAGCUUGGGGAAGACAGAACUUUUUUGUUCUGUUAAUUGCUUAUCUGCUUACCGAGUUAAAAUGGUUACUUCUGCAGGUGUACAAGUUCAGUGUAACAGUUGUAAAACCUCAGCAAUCCCUCAGUAUCACCUAGCCAUGUCAGAUGGAAGUAUACGCAACUUCUGCAGCUACAGUUGUGUGGUAGCUUUCCAGAACUUGUUCAACAAACCAACUGGAAUGAAUUCUUCAGUAGUGCCCUUAUCUCAAGGCCAAGUAAUUGUCAGCAUCCCCACAGGUUCAGCAGUGUCAGCAGGAGGAGGUAGCGCCUCUGCCGUUUCUCCCACUUCCAUCAGUAGUUCUGCUGCUGCAGGUCUUCAGCGGCUUGCUGCCCAAUCUCAGCAUAUUGGGUUUACACGAAAUGUUGUGAAACUCAGGUGUCAACACUGUAACCGUCUUUUUGCCACAAAACCAGAACUUCUUGACUAUAAGGGUAAAAUGUUUCAGUUCUGUGGCAAGAAUUGUUCUGAUGAAUAUAAGAAAAUAAAUAAUGUAAUGGCAAUGUGUGAAUAUUGUAAAAUUGAGAAAAUUGUAAAGGAGACUGUGCGAUUCUCAGGUGCUGACAAGUCAUUCUGUAGUGAAGGUUGCAAAUUGCUUUAUAAACACGAUUUGGGGAAACGCUGGGGAACUCAUUGUAAGAUGUGCACCUAUUGUUUACAAACAUCUCCCAAACUGAUACAGAAUAAUUUGGGAGGAAAGUUGGAAGACUUCUGUUGUGAAGAAUGUAUGUCAAAAUAUACUGUGUUGUUCUAUCAGAUGGCCAAAUGUGAUGGCUGCAAACGACAGGGUAAACUUAGUGAGUCCUUGAAAUGGCGAGGGGAAGUAAAACAUUUUUGUAACCUGCUUUGUAUCUUAAUGUUCUGUCAUCAGCAAAGUGUAUGUGACCCACCUUCACAAAACAGUUCAGCUGCUUCCACAGGGCCCCCUUCUCUCAGAAAAGAUUCAACUCCAGUUAUAGCUAAUGUUGUAUCAUUGGCAAAUGCUCCUGCUGCACAGCCCACAGUGAAUUCUAACAGUGUCUUACAAGGUGCAGUUCCAACGGUAACCGCGAAAAUCAUUGGGGAUGCAAGUACACAAACAGAUGCUCUGAAACUGCCACCUUCGCAACCUCCAAGGCUUUUGAAGAACAAAGCAUUGUUGUGUAAACCGAUUACACAGACUAAAGCUACUUCCUGCAAACCACAUACCCAGAACAAAGAAUGCCAGACAGAAGAUACUCCAAGUCAGCCCCAGAUUAUUGUGGUGCCAGUUCCUGUGCCAGUGUUUGUGCCCAUACCUCUUCAUCUUUAUACACAGUAUGCCCCAGUUCCUUUUGGAAUUCCAGUUCCAAUGCCUGUCCCUAUGCUUAUUCCAUCCUCAAUGGAUAAUGAAGACAAAGUCAAUGAAAGUGUCGAUGACAUAAAGGAAAAGCUUCCUGCACAUCCAUUUGAAGCUGAUCUCCUUGAGAUGGCAGAAAUGAUUGCAGAAGAUGAAGAGAAGGAGAAGACUCUUUCCCAGGGAGGAUCUCAGACUUCUGAACAAGAACUUUUUCUGGACACCAAGAUAUUUGAAAAAGACCAAGGCAGCACAUACAGUGGGGAUCUGGAGUCAGAGGCAGUGUCCACCCCACAUAGCUGGGAGGAGGAGCUGAAUCAUUAUGCCUUAAAGUCCAGUGCCGUGCAGGAGGUUGAUGCAGAGCUAAAGCAGUUCUCAAGGGGGGAGACGGAACAGGAUCUAGAAGCCGAUUAUCCUUCAGAGUCCUUUGACCCACUUAAUAAAGGACAGGGAAUCCAAGCACGUUCCCGAACAAGACGACGACACAGAGAUGGCUUCCCCCAACCCAGACGAAGAGGACGGAAGAAGUCUAUAGUGGCUGUAGAGCCCAGGAGUCUUAUUCAAGGAGCCUUUCAAGGGUGUUCAGUAUCUGGGAUGACACUUAAAUACAUGUAUGGGGUAAAUGCCUGGAAGAACUGGGUUCAGUGGAAAAAUGCCAAGGAAGAGCAGGUGGAUAUAAAAUGUGGAGGAGGUGAACAUGCCUCAUCCAGUCCAUGUUCUGAUCCCUUAGGAAGUGCUCAAGACCAGGCAGUCUCUCAAGAGUCUUCAGAGGCAGGCUAUAGAGUACGCUCUGUCAAGCUGAAGGAAGAUAUUUUGUCCUGUACAUUUGCUGAGUUGAGUUUGGGUUUAUGCCAGUUUAUCCAAGAGGUGCGGAGACCAAAUGGUGAAAAAUAUGAUCCAGACAGUAUCUUAUACUUGUGCCUUGGAAUUCAGCAGUACCUGUUUGAAAAUGGUAGGAUAGAUAACAUUUUUACUGAGCCCUAUUCCAGAUUUAUGAUUGAACUUACUAAACUUUUGAAAAUAUGGGAACCCACAAUACUUCCUAAUGGUUACAUGUUCUCUCGUAUUGAAGAAGAGCAUUUGUGGGAAUGCAAACAGCUGGGCGCUUAUUCACCAAUCGUCCUCUUAAACACCCUCCUUUUUUUCAAUACCAAAUACUUUCAACUGAAGAAUGUUACUGAGCACUUGAAACUUUCCUUUGCCCAUGUAAUGAGACGGACCAGGACUUUAAAGUACAGCACCAAGAUGACAUAUCUGAGGUUCUUCCCACCUUUACAGAAGCAAGAGUCAGAACCAGAUAAACUGACUGUUGGCAAAAGGAAACGAAAUGAGGAUGAUGAAGUUCCUGUGGGCGUGGAGAUGGCAGAAAAUACUGACAACCCCCUGAGAUGCCCAGUUCGACUGUAUGAGUUCUAUCUGUCAAAAUGUUCUGAAAGUGUGAAGCAGAGGAAUGAUGUGUUUUAUCUUCAACCUGAGCGUUCCUGUGUCCCGAAUAGCCCCAUGUGGUACUCCACAUUCCCGAUAGACCCUGGUACCCUGGAUACCAUGUUAACACGUAUUCUCAUGGUGAGGGAGGUACAUGAAGAACUUGCCAAAGCCAAAUCUGAAGACUCUGAUGUUGAAUUAUCAGAUUGAGAUGGAAGUGAAGUUCCUAUUUUCAUACACAUUGGUAUGCACCAAACUGUGAAUGCAUCCAGCUGCUGGAAAGCGAUGUAUAAGUCCAAGUCCUCUGACUUGAUUAUGAGACAAUGGGAAACAGAUGACUCGUGAACCACAGUGUAGAUGUACAAUGAAGGAAAGAGUAUGAACUGAGAAAUGUUCUUUGGCAGUGAAAUAGUUCUAGACAUCUUCAGAAUGACUAACCAAUUUUUCUGAGUGGUGCAUAAUCUUAUUUUGUUUGGGAAUAACAAAUUGUGGAAUAUUUUUAAGGAAAACUGUUGUAUAAAACUACCGUAGUAACCUUAGACCUUAGAGAGGUAGCUUUGGAGUGAGACCUUGGCUACAGUAUGAGUAAGCCCUCCAUAAAAGUCAAGGGUGAGUGAAAUCAGUACAGAGCAGGGGUAAUACCCUGUGUGCUGUGGGACCCAGACUUGGAGACCCAAUAAAUCACUUAACUUUUCCUAAAAGAUAGUGAAGGGGUCUUGAUUUUGAUUUUCACUGCCAAGCCAAUUAUGUGAAGGAUAGAAGCCUCAGGUGCUUUUACCAUGGCCCCCUCACAUCAGGGAAAAUGACCUUCACUGCUGUUAACAUAGCAAUGUGUCCCUUUACUUUUUGGGUCUGGAUGUGGGUAAAUUAGGAUAAAGGGGAUGAUAUUCCACAAACUAAUUAUGCACACAGAAAUCUGUGGAGCCCAUUAGACCCCAAGUGUCUUGAAAUGUUUGUAGAAAACCCACUAAAAUACCCACUUCUCUGGGUGUAGGCCUUUAUUGCUGCUGUCUCAUAGCUUCAGCUGUGACACACAGAAAUGGGGGCUUUCCUUUUGUUUUCAGUUUUUCCCCAGUGGCAGCUUUUCUCCCAUUUAUUUAGCUUCCUAUUUCCAAAUAAUUCCCUUUAUUUUUCUUUUGCACCAGUUUUUGGAGGCCCUUGUCAUUUCAAAAGAAGUUGUUUAACUCUGGCAAACUUGUGGGUGAUUCCAUGAAGACACAGUAUUACUUAGAUAUCCAAAUUAUGAUGGAAAGGUCUUAGUAGGUUUCUAUGUAAAACAUUUGGAGGAUGACCUUGUUGCCCAAAUAAACUUGAACAAUAGGGAUUCUGGGGUGAGCACAGAAAGACAUUGAGUGUCUUGCUUAUCCAUAGGAGGUUUCAUAGCAUUAUUCCAAACUCUAGCUGUUUUAGUAGUUCUAUGAGGAUUGCAAGUCAUAGAUGUGAGUGACAUAUCAGUUCAUCUCCCUCAUCUGCAUUCUGUUUCCCCCAUGAAAUUUGAAUCAGAGCUUUUGAUGUUGGUCAAUCACAGAACCAGUUUAGUUGAGGUUAAUGUGACCUUACCUAAAUUAAAAAGUAAUAAACUUAGAAAAAAUUUAACCUUGAAAAACCUUCCAGUAUUUCCCAUAUUUUAGGUGGGAGUGGCAAGUGUUACUAUUUUUUUUAAACAAAUGAAAGUCAUUUAACUACAAAAAGUUUUAAAGUGGGCCUUUUGACAUUGUGUACUUGAUGGACCUGUCUCUCUUCCUGUAAUGAAUCUCAUUUUUGUUACCAAAAACUGUGUGAAAGAAGUAAAUCUGCCCUGAUUCUGUAUGAGUAAUUCCAUCUGUGUUUGUCAUUUCUGACUGAAAAACGUUUUACUUCCAGACCUUGUUCAGUUGGAGGAAAAACUGAAUUGUCUGAUAAGUCUGCCAAUAAACCAUCCAGAAACA
Molecule: messenger RNA, 7858 nt
Organism: Octodon degus (degu)
Lineage: Eukaryota; Metazoa; Chordata; Mammalia; Rodentia; Octodontidae
Gene: Zmym4
Product: zinc finger MYM-type containing 4
Exons: 30
Coding region: 1509-6140 (1543 amino acids)
Molecular function (GO): zinc ion binding
Source: RefSeq, a predicted model, not a curated record